GACAAAUGCGUCUGUCACUCUGUCUCAUUUCACAACUCACAAGCAGAGUGAGAAAGCCUUUGACUGAUAAAUACGAGUUAUCAAUAUCCGUCAUCAAUUAACGAAACAAGGGAAAUGAAUUCCGAGAGACAAGAUGAAGAUGUUGUUCGUAUUGUGAAUUGUAUAAACAGCUGUUGGCCUGAAUAUUCUUUUACGGCCUUGGACGUACGUAGACCUUGUGGUGAAAAAUUCCGAGAUGUGUUGAGCAAAUUCCUUAAAGGAUUCCUUAGUUGCAAUUACCAGCUACCCUCGAUGAAUUUGAGUGAGUUUUCAAGAAACCCAGAGAUGUUCAUACAUUUGGAAGGCCCAUUGGCUCUUUAUCGAGAAAUCAAUUGCAUUCUCAAGAGAUUAGGAUACAGCAACUUUAAAUACAUAGACAUACUCAAACCAAGUAAAUUCACAUUGAUUUCUAUCGAGUUGCCUUGUGGUUGUUUAUUUGUUUUACCCAAUUCUCUGUUUCUAGCAUCAAACAUGAUGAGGGAAGUAUUGUUGGGCUUAGUAAACUUCCUCGCAUACUUUGAGGCUGAAGAAAAUAACAAAGAAGACAUAGAAGCUGAAAUCCAAUGCCUCAAAAAUAAAACAUUGCAGAAUGAAAAACUUUUGGUUGACAAGGAGCGUCAUUUGGACAAAUGCAAACAGGGUGAAGAAGAAAAGAAGAUUAUGGUUGCUGAAUUUCGAAAGCUCGUCGUUAAUCGGAAGGAAAAAUAUUUAAAAAUCGAGGCCAUUGUUAAAAAGGAGGAAGUGGAAAUGGAUGAAAUCACAAAGAGAAUUCGAAGUACCCAUGCAAAACUGGAGCAAGAAACCAACACUCUAAAACAGAUUGAAAUCGAGAAAGAGCGGGCCGAAGAAGAAGUUGUUCUUGAUCCAGAAGGCUUGGAAGCCGAAUUUGAAAAAAGCAAGGCUGACAAAGAAAACAUCGAGUCGGAUUUUACAUGUCUUAAAAGCCGAUUACCGGUUCUUGAACAGCAGAUACAGGAUCGCACCAUGCAACUUCAUGAGCAUCAAGAAACACACCAACGUAUAGUUCAAGUCAAAGCCAGGGAAUCCAAAAUAAAACAAGAGUGGCAGAAAGCCGAUGCUGAUAAUCGACGGGUGGAAGAAGAGAAUCAAAUCCUGGAAACUCAAUUCAAGAAAGAUAAAAGUAUAAUUGAAAGCAAGAAAAGGAUGUUGGAUGAAAUGGAACAGAAGAUGGAACAGCUUAGUGGCCUGCUUGAAAAAACGCGCUUGGAAAUGAAAAAAUGCACGAGCGAAGACGAGAGCCGCAAAACGCAGCAGCAAGCGAGAGUGUUAGCUAUGGAGAAUGCGGUUUCGCAGCUGAAACAAGACUUGAAGUUAGGCCAGAAAGUCCUUGAAGAAGGAGCUGUUACAUUUGAAGACAUUCAUCGCAAGCAUCAGCAAAACGUCGAAGAAAUUAAUUUCAAGUACGUUCAGCGAUUCGAAGAAAUUGAAAAAUUCGUUAUAGGAAUGUGCCCACAGUUCUAGUGUAACUUAACUUAAGAGCAAACACUGUAAUCAUCUCAACUUGUACCUCGUUCAACGUUUGGUUCUUUAUUGAAAUCACAAUUACAUUUAUCAACCGAG
Daphnia pulex (common water flea) is the source of this 1620-nucleotide messenger RNA. Its product is annotated as centrosomal protein of 128 kDa-like. Gene Ontology annotation, cellular component: Ndc80 complex; kinetochore. The record is from RefSeq and is a predicted model, not a curated record. Lineage: Eukaryota; Metazoa; Arthropoda; Branchiopoda; Diplostraca; Daphniidae. The transcript is spliced from 7 exons. The coding region runs from base 115 to 1521 and encodes 468 amino acids.